GCCAGCCCUGGGGCCUACCUGGUCCUGAACUGCUGGGCUAGGGGGUCCUGCCCGUCUUUUCUCCAUCUAGGCAGAGUCGGAUCUCAGGAGCCAUGGCCCCUGGCAGAGAACGCCAGGCCCCAAUGAUGCAGAUGAUCCGGGGGUUGCCCCUGGCCUCCUCCCUUCUGUUGCUGCUUCUCUGCUGUCUGUGGGUGCUGGGGGCCGGCCCCAGCCUUGCCCUGGACCCAGACCUGCUGCUUGGACACUGGCAGGUGCACCGGCUGCUGACCUUCCCACUAGGCCACACGGCCCUCCCAGCCCUGCUGCUGAGCCUGCUCCUCUUCCCCACCCUGGGCUGGUACCAGGAGAGCCACCUUGGCACCCUGCGCUACGUGCACGCCUCGGCCCUGGGCACCCUGGCCACGGGGCUCCUCUACCUGCUCCUGGCAGGGCUCGGGGUGCCUGGGGCCGGCAGCGGGGGCUGUGGCUUCGCGCCCAUCCACCUGGCGCUGCUGGCAGCCCAGCAUCGGAGCCGGACGAGGCUGCCUGGCGGGGUGGUCCCGCCCUUGCUGCUGCUGGCCCUCAUGCACCUGGUGAGCUCCGAGCCCCCCUUCCUGCUGCAGCUCUGCGGCCUGCUCUCAGGCCUGGCCUACUCGGCCGGACUCUUCCGCCGGCUGGAGCUCUCGGAGCGCAGGCUGCAGACCCUGCAGAAGGCCAGAAUGUGCCGGGCGCUGGAGGGGAGCUGCCUGCUCUGCUUCAUCCCGGCCCCCGGCAGCCCCUUGGAGCUGCCCAUCGUCCGUCCAGAAGCUGGCCCGAGACACUCAGACCCUGGAGCUCUUGGGAAUUUGAUGCCCGGACUUUGGGCCUCGUCUCCGGCCCCGGCCCUUCUGACUCCUGGCCUGGGGCCCUCCCUGUUUGAGGCGUCCGUCUUUGAAGGCGUCCCCCCCGCGGGGACCCUGCAGUGGAGCCACGGAGAAAGCAUGGACGAUAACCUGCUCCAGGCCGCCAUCCGCGCUUCCCUUCAGGACGAGCCUGCGGGGGCCCCGGAGGAGCUGAGGCUGUCCAAGUCCUCGGUGUCCUCCCUGAGGCUCCAGCAGCUGGAGCGCAUGGGCUUCUCCACCGAGCAGGCCGUGGUGGCGCUCGCGGCCACGGGCCGCGUGGAAGGGGCCGUCUCGCUCCUGGUGGAGGGGCAGGUGGGCGACGCGGCCCAGGUGACGUCUGUGGGCCGGGAGGAACCUGCCGUGCCGUAAGGAGAGCCCCUCUCCCCGGGCUCUGCUCCAGGCCCCGUCGGUCCCCACCCCGCCCACGGCACGGACAGACACACAGAUGCACACACUCCCCCCGAAUAAAGUCCGUUCAUCUUUAAGAAAA
Messenger RNA from Gracilinanus agilis (Agile Gracile Mouse Opossum), 1350 nucleotides. RefSeq names its product rhomboid domain containing 3 (gene RHBDD3). Lineage: Eukaryota; Metazoa; Chordata; Mammalia; Didelphimorphia; Didelphidae. The transcript is spliced from 5 exons. Gene Ontology annotation, molecular function: serine-type endopeptidase activity; protein binding. Bases 93 to 1229 code for a protein of 378 amino acids. The record is from RefSeq and is a predicted model, not a curated record. Gene Ontology annotation, cellular component: membrane.